Messenger RNA from Adelges cooleyi (spruce gall adelgid), 4821 nucleotides. RefSeq names its product GTPase-activating protein CdGAPr (gene CdGAPr). The record is from RefSeq and is a predicted model, not a curated record. Lineage: Eukaryota; Metazoa; Arthropoda; Insecta; Hemiptera; Adelgidae. The coding region runs from base 293 to 4567 and encodes 1424 amino acids. The transcript has 19 exons. Gene Ontology annotation, molecular function: GTPase activator activity; protein binding; phosphatidylinositol binding. Gene Ontology annotation, biological process: small GTPase-mediated signal transduction.
AGUAAAACUGAAAACUUUUGUUUUUAAUUUUUCCUUACAGCUAUUUAUUUCAGUAGUAUUUUUCAAUUUAUUGUAAAGUUAUAAUCUAUAAUUUAUAUUGCUGUAGUAGAUGUGUAAUUUAAUUUUUUUUUUUACAAUUUCAAGCCAGUACAUUUGCAAACUCGGUAACUGUCGUCCGGGUAGAUGUAAUUAGAUCUAGAAAAUGUAUGGAUUCAUUCAUUUUAAUGUCAAAAUUAGAUCAAAAUAAUUUCUCAAGCAAUUUUCAGUAACAAUUACAACAGUUCUACGAGCUAUGGGGUCCUUGCAAUACAGUUCUAAGACAUCACUUAAAAUGACUGAACAUUUUGGAUUAAACCGUAACUCCGAGGCAAGAUCAUCAGGAAGUAGCAUCAUCAGUAGUGGAAGUACACGUGUGUCGACAAUACCGGUCACAUCAAUCGAAGAUGGAAAAUCUAGAUUUCCAAAACUAGAAGAGUGUGCACAUUUUCAUUAUGAAUACGUUGAGCUUGGGCCUCUCAAACUUGAAUUAAUUGAAGAAGAUGAACAAAAAUUUGCAAAUAUAGAUAACGAUUGCUGGUUUACAAUAAAAGUUGAAUCACAAAACACUGUGUGGGUUUUAAGGCGAUCAUAUGAAAAUUCAAAAACUCUAGACCACCAGUUGCAUAAAUGUGUUUAUGAUAGAAAAUUUAGUCUGCUUCCUGAACUUCUAGCUAUACCUUGUGAUUGUGAAAACCCAAACGAAUUUGUAAAAAAUUUGAUAAGUAAAUAUUGUUCAAGACUAUCUCAAAUAGCCGUGGGUAGCUUGAUCAACUGUGGACCUAUACUGAGUUGGUUAGAAUUAGACAAUCGUGGACAUCAUUUAUUGGUAGCUGAUGGAGAUCAUUGUGCGAUAAAUACUCCCGCUGUUGCUGCCGCCUAUUCUGUGAGGAAGUACACAGCAAAUGCUUCUGACGAACUAUCAUUUGAAAUUGGUGAUAUUAUUUCAGUCAUUGAUAUGCCAUCACCGGAAGAAAGUAUUUGGUGGAGAGGAAAACAUGGUUUUUUAGUAGGAUUUUUUCCUUCAAAUUAUGUUGUUGUAAUUACAGAUAAAGUCCCCAGAAAUCUAUAUAUUAAUCCUCAAAUGCAAAUGGCUCUUUCUGAACCAACAAAGCCUGUUUUAAGAAAACAUGGAAAACUUAUAUCUUUUUUUCGAUCAUUCAUAUUGUCAAGGCCUACUCGGAGAACAUUAAAACAGUCGGGGAUUUUAAAAGAAAGAGUUUUUGGAUGUGAUUUGGGAGAACAUUUGUUAAACUCUGGAAGAGACCUCCCAGAUGUAUUAACUAGUUGUGCAGAAUUCAUUGAGAAGUUUGGGAUUGUUGAUGGCAUUUACAGACUUUCUGGUGUUACAUCAAAUAUCCAAAGAUUAAGGUCGACCUUUGAUGAAGAUAAAGUUCCUGAAUUAUGGGAUGAUGAGUCAAUAAGACAAGAUAUACAUAGUGUUGCAUCACUUUUAAAAUUAUAUUUUAGAGAAUUGCCAAAUCCAUUGUGCACUUACCAAUUAUAUGAUUCAUUUGUAAAUGCUGUACAAUCAGUUCCUGAAAAAACUACUGAAGAUAAAUUACGUCUCAUGCGAGAAACCGUACAAAAAUUACCACCUCCUCAUUUUAGAACAUUGGAAUACUUAAUGAAGCAUUUAUCUCGAGUGGCUGCUCUUGGAGAACAAACUGGAAUGACGGCUAGAAACGUUGCUAUUGUUUGGGCUCCAAAUUUAUUACGCAGUAAACAGUUGGAAACUGGCAGUGGUGUUGCUGCCUUACACGGUGUUGGUAUUCAAGCAGUAGUUACAGAGUUUUUGAUUCGAUAUACAGAAUACAUUUUUAGUCUUACAUGUAAUGUUGGAGCGGGUUUACCUCCCAAACAAGGUACUCCCAAGAGAUCUAGACCAAAAUCGUUAGCAAUUUCUACACAUACCAAACUUUUGACUCUUGAGGAAGCUCAAAAUCGCGUUAAAAAAUCUGAUACUAAUUACAUAGAAGUUGGUGGCGGUCCUUCUUGCCUCCCUGAAAAAUAUCAUACAGUCAUAGAUUUACCAUCAAAACGAUGCACUACUAGUAAAAGACGUUCGCCAUUAAGAUGGAAAUCAUUUUUCACUCGCGGUGGCAGUAGUGUUUCACUUGGAGCUGUACCAUUCCGUAAAAAAUCUGAACCGAACUUGACACCAUUUAAAACCAUGAAAUCAAAAGAUCGCAUGUGCAAGACAAUGGUAGGCGAUUUGGAUGUUCAAGACUCUCCUAAGUCUUUCAAGUUAUCCGGUGAAACAAUGUCAUUGAAAGAAAUUAAAGGAAUGUCGCCGUGUUCUCCUCCUCGGCUUUGUGGUCCUGUUACAUUAGGUCAUAAUCGUUCAGUAUCACAUGAUUCAUACUUUGACCAACUUGCCGAUCAAGAAGAUUUAGAUGUUUCGCCUGUUCCUCGUCCAAGCCAAGAAGAAUUAAGUGACUUGCAAGUAAACUUUGACUUGGACGAAUCUGACAUGAGAGUUUUUUCCGAUGAAGACACUACCCAUAUAUUUAGUAAUCGAUCCAGCAUGGACAAUAUUCAAAUUUUUAAUAGUAACACUCUUAACAAUAGUAGUAAACGUCUUCCAAUAUUAGCACCUACUGAGGAUUCACUUAGUGCAGAUCCAUCACCGAAGAAAAAAAAGAUAACAGAUUCAAAUAAGAGCGAUUCAAAAAAAAAUAGAUUAUCAUACUUAGAAGAGCGCUUUGCUUCGCCUGACAUUCGAUUUAUUGAUAGCCAAUCUCCAGAACAUAUGACUGUUUUGGUUGAUGUACACAAUAGCUGUGACGAAAUCAUGGCCGAUAUUGAAAGUAAUGAAAUUGAUAAUGGGUCAGUGUCUACUAUUACCACACCAACAAUCUCAUAUCAUCCAUUAUCAGAAGAUAGUUGUAGCGAACGAAACUUAACACCAAGUUUUUGCAAUUUCGAAUCUUCUGAACAACUGACAAAAAAUCUCUUAAACACUCCUCGAAAUCGUCUUAGUUACCAAGGUGACUUGCACAACAAACGACUAUCUACUGAUCGGCGUAGUUUUCAAGAAAUAAAGUAUGGAAAUUCGUUAGAUUAUAAAGCUAGCAAAGACGGACAGCACGAAUCUCGUAUUAAGAAAGAUAUAGACGACUUAUUUAAGUCUAACAAUUCUAUGGUUGUUGAAUCAUCUAAAAACUUAGACAAACCACUAUAUGAAAUAAUAAUGGGAAAUAACUAUGAGCGCUUGGGAGAUAAUAAUUCAAUAUUUAACCAAGACGAUUUGAGCAGUGAAGAAAAAAUUCCUUUGAACAAACAAUUCAGUUCAGUCAAUUCGAUUGAAAACUUAAAUUUCGAACAAGAAAAAACAGUUGAAAAUAUACACUAUGAAACGUUAGUUACUACUAGUCCAGAAUCUUGUAAUUCUAGUCAUCACGAGAUGUCUAUUUCACCAGAAGAACCUAAGGAAUUUGACAAAUCUCAACAUAACGACAAUUCAAAGGUUAUGCAUGAACAAAUGGUUUCAAAUAAUAACUUUGAUGCCAUAUCGCCCUCCUACGAAGAUACAGAAAUGUUGAUUCAGGACACACCCAGAACCCUUGAACAAUCGGACGCAGUAAAUAAAGAAUUGAAUGAAAUGUAUAUUAUUGAGGGGUUUAGUGGAGGUGGAGGUAUUGCGGAUAACAACACUGAUAUUACGUGUUUGGAAUCUAGUCGACGUAAAUUUGAGUGCGAAAUCGGAAGAAAUAUUGUACACGACAGACGCAUGAGAAAAGAAUUGAUGGAAAACUCUAGUACUACUGGAAAUAAAGAAAAUCUGACAAAUGUAAAAGAGCUGUUAAAUAAAUUUGACACUAAUAAAUCAAAUAAGAGUUGUCCAACAUGGAUGAAAAACCGUCGUCUACGAAAUAAUUGCCAAAACAUUAAUGCUACAGUUUCAUUAGACGCAUUUAAUUUCCCUUUAGAUGUUCAGAACCUAGAACGAGUUCGAACGUCACCAAAUCUCAUAAGCCUAGAAUCUGGCUGUCAAAAAUCUGAUUCUUCUUGUGACAUGGAAGCUACCCGUCGAGAGCGUAUAGAACGAUAUAAAGAAGAACGUCGUUUAGCUCUCCGAGAACGUUUUAAAGCGGCUGAAAGCACUAGUUACGACGAUGAAGACAUUAAAAGAUUAAGAGCAAAAUCGUUGAAAUCUCCGGAAGAAAGUUCUGACAAUAAAUUUAGUAAAUCUUUCAAUACACAACAAAAAAGACUAGGUCGGUUUAUUUCUUGUUAUGAUGAACGUGAGAAGUUGACAAGUAAUGUUGAACUAGCAGACUGGCAUACACGCAGUUUAGAGCGUAAGAAAAAUUAUCGAGAAGAAACUAUAGGUUUAGUUGCUUCACGAGUAAAUCAGUUGAUUGGAAGUACUAAGUCGUCUGACAAUAAUGAUAACCAAAAUUCCCUUAAAACUGUUGUGGAGAAACCAUUGUUCAGCUCAGUUCGACAGAGAGCACAUAGUGCUAGUGGUAUAUCAACUCAAUUUUGUAUUAAAGAUAUGGCUGCGUUAUUUGAACAAAAACAUUAGCGUUUGUUACUAAUUAAUUUUUUUUUUUACAUUUUUAUAUAGUAAUAUAUUAAUAAGUUUCAGUAUGAUAUGUGAUAUAUAUUAUUAAAUACAAUUUUAUUAAACUAAAAACAGUAUUAACUCUAUAGUCUAGUUUAUUAAAAUAUAUGAAUACAAUUUUUUUUUUAAAAACGUGACAAUUAAAAUAAAAACCAUUAAGGCAGUGUAAUCUCAAAACAGAAUAAUUUAAACAAGUGUUAUAUUGUAAGGUAUUA